Aricia agestis (brown argus) is the source of this 4522-nucleotide messenger RNA. RefSeq names its product adhesive plaque matrix protein-like. The record is from RefSeq and is a predicted model, not a curated record. Gene Ontology annotation, cellular component: cytoskeleton. NCBI's taxonomy places the organism in Eukaryota, Metazoa, Arthropoda, Insecta, Lepidoptera, Lycaenidae. The transcript is spliced from 8 exons. The coding region runs from base 237 to 4337 and encodes 1366 amino acids.
GCAAAACUGUCAAGCAUUCGACCGCAGUGCACCGCGACGAACGCGACUUGUUAACGACGACAGCUCAGCUGAUCGAACAUAUAUUUCAUUUAAUUAAUCAAUAUUAGCAGUUACGUGUAAAUAAUACAUAGUGCGAAAACUCUCAAAACUCAUCAUCAUCGUUCAACCCUACUAACAAGGUCACACGACGAAAGACAAACGAAAGCAUAGAAUCGUUGCGCAGCUGUGAAGCACCGAUGGGUGUCCGUCAGAACAAAUGGAACCCCACCACACGGCGGGGACCUAUCGCUGCCGAGAGCGCCAGCCCGGGACCCGCUGUGGUCUCCUUGCCGUCACUCAUUGGUAAACCACCCCAAGAAUCGAAGAGAGCGCGUGCCCCUGCAUUUUCAUUUGGAAAGAAAUUAGAUCCCGCUGCCAAAGACAGAGCUGGCCCCGGGCCAGCUUCGUAUAACACAGAAGGGAUGACUUCAAAAGCGCCGAAUGUUUAUUCCAUGCCGCCGGUGCUAGGCGACGCGAAAGAAGGGAACAAGCGCGCGGCACCAGCUUUCAGUAUAACGGGUCGGGGCAAAAGGACUGAAACUAAAUCACCAAUACCUGGCCCAGGCUCCUAUACCUUGGAGAGAGCCACAGUCGCCCUGGCGCGGAGAUCUCCCGCCUUCACCAUGGCACCGAGACGAGACCAGAAAUCUGCCACCGCUGCUGUCCCUGGACCGGGAGUAUAUUGUCCUGAAAAAGCUGAUACUAUUCUACAUGAAAAGUCUCCAAAAUUCAGCCUUUCCAGUAAGAUAAGAAUUGAAAAAAUCGAACAAGUACCUGCACCCAAUGCUUACAGCCCUGAAAAAGCUGAUAGAUUAUUGAGAGAGAAGUCACCAGCUUAUACUUUCCGAACUAAAACCGAGGUAGUAAAAGUACAUGAUGCACCGGCACCAAACAUUUACUCACCGGAAAAGUCCAUUAACGCUUUAAAAAAUGGUCCUAAAUAUACCUUAGCCGGUAAGGGUGUAGCCGAAAAGCUAGAAAUUACACCAGCGCCGAACUCCUACAAUCCUCAAAAAGCUGAUAAACUGUUACAUGGUAGUUCACCGUCUUAUACAUUGAGAUCAAAAGAAGUUGUUGAAAAAAUAGAACAAACGCCAGCUCCAAACUGUUAUACUCCAGAGAGGGCGUUAAAUGCCUUAAAGGAUGGACCCAAGUAUUCAAUAUCUGGAAAAGGGUCGCCAGCAAAAAUUGCAGAAACACCUGCACCUAAUUGUUAUAUUCCAGAGAAAGCUGAUAAAAUCCUUCACGAAAGCACUCCUGCAUACUCUUUUAGAAUAAAAGAACAACAAGUUAUUAGAAGUGAAUCACCAGCACCGAAUAUUUAUUCUCCUGAAAAAUCUAUGUAUAUGUUGAAUGGGACACCGAAAUUUACAAUAUCAGGAAAAACUCACACCGAAAAGAUCGAAGUAACUCCAGCACCCAACGCGUAUUGUCCCGAUAGGGCAGACAAACUAUUACAUGAUUCAUCGCCGGCAUAUACAUUUAGAGUGAAAGAUCAAAUUCAUAAAGUCGAUGAAACUCCUGCGCCUAACGAGUAUGCUCCCGAAAAAUCUAUGCAUAUGUUAGAUGGUGCUCCAAAAUUUACAAUUGCUGGUAAAGGCGCAUCACCAAAGUUUGACAAUGUCCCUGCCCCGAAUGCUUAUGAUCCAGAUAAGGCAGAUAAAUUAUUGCACGAAUCUUCACCAGCUUAUUCAUUCAGGCAAAAAAACUGUAUUGAUAAGCCCAGUGAUACACCUGCACCAAAUAAUUACGACCCGAAGCUUUUAGAUGGAACUCCAAAGUACAGUUUAUAUGGAAAGGGUCUAGAUACAAAACCAUCUGACACACCAGGACCAAAUGUAUAUGAUCCACAUUUGUCAGAAGGGACGCCUAAGUAUACAAUGUUAGGACGCCCUAUUAAUGAUAAAAUUUCUGACGUACCAGCUCCUAAUGCCUACGAUCCCCACUUAUUGGAUAACUCACUUAAAUAUUCCUUAUAUGGAAAGGGGCGUGGUUCGAAACCAUCUGACACACCGGGACCAAAUGCUUAUGAACCACACCUAUCAGAGGAUUCUCUUAAAUAUACAAUGUUAGGCAGGCCGAACGAUGGAAAGAAUUCUGAUGUGCCUGCUCCUAAUGCUUACGAUCCCCACUUAUUGGAUAACUCACUUAAAUAUUCUUUAUAUGGAAAAGGGCGUGAUUCGAAACCAUCUGACACACCGGGACCAAAUGCUUAUGAACCACACCUAUCAGAGGAUUCUCUUAAAUAUACAAUGUUAGGCAGGCCGCAUGAUGGAAAGAAUUCUGAUGUGCCUGCUCCUAAUGCUUAUCAUCCACAUUUAUUAGACAAUUCGCAUAAGUUUUCUUUAACUGGCAAGGGUCGUGAUUCUAAGCCGUCUGAUACACCGGGACCAAAUUGUUAUGAUCCACAUUUGUUUGCAAAUUCACCUAGAUAUACUAUAUCUUGCAAGGGACCAGAUGAAAAAAUUCCGGAUGGACCUGCUCCUAAUGCAUACAAUCCAAAUAUUCCUGAUGGAGCACCUAAAUAUAGUUUGUAUGGAAAAGGAACUACACCAAAACCAUUUAAUACACCCGGUCCAAAUUCAUAUGACCCUAACAUACCACAUGAUAGCCCUAAAUAUACCAUUUCCGGUAAGGGAGCAGAUAGUAAAAUUCCUCAAGUACCAGCACCAAAUGCAUAUGACCCACAGCUCAUCGAUGGAGCACCUAAAUUUACUAUAUCUGGAAAAGGGCAACCACAAAAACUAAUAAACAAUCCUGCACCUAAUGCUUACUGCCCAGAAAAGGCUGAUAAAGCAUUACAUGAAAACUCACCAUCAUAUACAUUCCGCCCAAAAAUUGAUGAUGAAAAACAUAACAACAACCCUGCUCCUAAUUAUUACAAUCCAGAUAAGGCUAAUAAAAUCUUACAUAACACGCCUGCAUAUACAAUGUCACCGAAAGGCAAAGAUGUAAAAUAUAGUGAUACUCCGGCACCUAACGUAUAUAAUAAAGAGAGGGCUGAUAAAAUUUUAUUGGAUAAUGCUCCAAGAUAUUCAUUUAGAAUGAAAACAAAUCCCUUCAAACCAGAUAAUAUUCCAGCGCCUAAUUCUUAUGAUCCCGAAAAGGCAGAUAAAGUGUUACUAAAUACCGCACCUCAAUAUACAUUUAGAAUUAAACCAGAAAUAUCAAAACCAACGGACUCACCUGCCCCUAACACUUAUACAAUACCAUCUGAGAAUAAAACACCUUUAUACACAAUUUCUGGAAAACACAAGGAACUGAUCGAUGAACGUAUUAAAGUUCCCGGACCCGGAGCGUAUAACCCUGAAAAAAGCUAUGGAUUUGUUCUAACAUAUUCGCCACAAUAUACAUUUGGUGUAAAAAUACACACAACCAAAUAUGCAGAGACACCAGCUCCAAAUAGCUAUAGAAUACCAUCUGUAUUGGAUACACCAGUGUACACUAUUUCCGGUCGCCACAAGGUACCAGUGGAUGAGCGUGUGAAGGUUCCAGCUCCUGGCACAUAUUCACCAGAGAAGGUCCAAAUAAAUAGAACACCACAAAUCACUUUCGGAAUUAAACAUUCGCCUUUGUUGGGACAACUGAAGCCCAUUGAGCCAAGGAACAAUGAUCAGAGGGAGGUAACUACGACUACUACAACUAGAACUGUUACUACUACUACCUCCAGGCCACAGCCAGUCGGAACCGAUAUUGACGACCAAUCGUCCAUUGUUACUGGUAACGGAGAUAUAAGCAUAACCGAACUGUCUGACAUCGAUACUCGCUCUCAUGUAACCCAAGUGAGGUCCCAAAACGAAAUGAGAAGUAUAACAACUUCACCUGAGCCACUUCAAGUUCAGGAGAAACUCACAGAAGAGAUCGUCUGGGUACCAGAGCAACAGAAGCGUCGAGGCUCGUACACAAUUGAGAAAUCAGAUGGAAACGGAUUCAUUGAAAGGUAUCAAAAUAGUGAAGUUAUUCCCGUUCAAAACGGUGUCAUUCACGUAUCUGGAAGUGGCGAAAGAGGUGCCAACCAAACCCAAGAGCAUAGCAGCGAGGUUGUGCGAAAAGACGGUUACGUGCAGAAUAUCGAUAAGCAUAUGAACGUAGCUAGCGCUCAUGAAAAGAGUCAGAAGUGCUCUGAGGAAGUGCGCACCGGGACAGAUGUUCAGCAUCUUCCUGAUGGGGGUAUUUCAAAGACCACUACCACUACUACGUUCAAAAAAAUUGGAACCGCAGCUAAAACCGCUAACGCUUCGACAACUGUCACUAGAACUAACACUGUAACGACUUCUCGCGACGUUGGAGCGAAAUAAACUUAUUUAUAGACUAUGUUUAAGACGUGGUAAUAUUAUAUUUAUUUAGUAAUUACGAUUUAAACCAUAAAAUUAAGAGAAAAAACGGCAAAAUAACCUUAGAUGUUUAGAUAUCAUGACUGUGUAAAGCUUCAGCAUGUCACUAUAAUUAUUAUGACUAUAAAACGAUAUUUCUUUUAAAGCUU